AUGAGAUCUUUAUUAGCUUUCAGAAAAGUCCGACCACCGUUUCUUCUUCUUCGUUGCUUGAUAUACAACAAACCCUUUUGCUCACAGUCUCGCUUUCCUCCCUUAGAAUCUGACAAUCCAAGCCCACUAGCUAACGGAUCCGCUCCCGACGACAAUCUACUCUCCUCCUUAGUAGCGAAUCUCUCGACUACAAAGUCCGAACAUCAAGACGAGGCGCGUGUAAUCGACGCGCUUCUGGACCGGAGGAACGACCCGGAAUCAGCUCUCCGGUUCUACAACUGGGCUAGACCGUCGACGUGGCGCGGCGGGAGCUUCGAAGCUAGCGACUCCUCCGCCUUCUGGUUACUCGUUCACAUUCUCGUUAGUUCUCCCGAGAGCCACGGACGCGCACGUGACUUGCUCCAGCGGCACGUGUCCUCGAGCAGUCCAACGGCAACGCCGAGAGUGUUGGUUAGUAGUUUAGUAGAAUCGGCCAAGUCGUUUGGGUUCGAAGUAAAGUCGCUUCCUUUUAGUUACUUGUUGAAUGCUUAUUCCAAAGAGAGACGGACUGAUUGUGCUGUGGAGUGUAUCGAACUAAUGAUAGAGCUAGGUUUGGCUCCUUAUGUUAGAUAUAUGAACAGUACUUUAAGUGCUUUAGUGAGAAGGAACUCGAUAAGCGAAGCUAAGGAGCUGUAUGGUAAGAUGGUUGCUACUGGUCUUGUAGCCGGUGAUAAAGCCACUGCUCAUUUACUGAUGCGAGCUAGUUUGAGAGAGGAGAAACCCGAGGAGGCUUUGGAGGUUUUUAAGGAAGCUAUCGAGAGAGGAGCGGAGCCUGACGGUUUGCUUUACAGUCUCGCGAUUCAAGCUUGCUGCAAGACGUUGAAUUUGGGUUUGGCGUUUGGUUUGUUGAGAGAGAUGAAAGAGAAGAAGUUUUGUGUCUCGCAGGAGACGUAUACUUCUGUGAUUGUGGCUUUGGUGAAGCAAGAUAAGGUGGAGGAGGCGUUUAGGUUGAAGGAUGAGAUGGUGAGCGAUGGGAUACGUAUGAAUGUGAUCGCAGCGACGAGUCUGAUCAAGGGACAUUGCAAGAACGGGGACUUGGGUGGUGCGUUGGAUAUGUUUCGUGAGAUGGAGAAAGAAGGGCCGUCUCCGAACCGUGUCACGUUUUCGGUUUUGAUAGAGUGGUUUAGUAAGAACGGGGACAUGGAGAAGGUGCUCGAGUUUUACAAGAAGAUGGAAGCUUUGGGUAUAACUCCUUCAGGGUUUCAAGUCCACUCGGUGCUCCAAGUGUGUUUGAAAGGUAAGAGACCGGAACAGGGACUGAGACUCUUUGAAGAGUACUUUGAAACCGGUGUUUCAAACAUCUUCAUAUGUAACAGUAUGUUGUCCUGGCUAUGCAAGCAAGGUAAGAUAGAGGAGGCCAAAGACUUGUUGAGGAAGAUGGAGAGUAGAGGUCUUGGACCUAAUGUAGUUUCUUACAACAACGUGAUGCUUGCCCUCUGCAGAAAGAAAAAGAUAGACUUGGCUCUCACUGUCUUUUCAGAAAUGCUGGAGAAGGAUAUAAAGCCUAACGACUACACUUACUCCACUUUGAUCGAUGGGUGUUUCAAGAAUCGUGAUUUUCACAACGCUUGGGAAGUCAUCGGUCAAAUGAACUCUUCUAAUAUUGAAGUCAACGAGGUUGUAUACCACACGGUUAUCAAUGGCUUGUGCAAAUCUGGACAGACUUGUAAAGCAAGAGAUAUGUUGGAAGAUCUGAUGAGAGAGAAGCGGGUUUGUAUUGGUUGCAUGAGUUACAAUACCAUCAUAGAUGGAUUUAUCAAAGAGAGUAAUAUGGAUUCUGCGGUUGCAGCUUACAGAGAGAUGUGUAGCAAUGGUAUUUCACCAAACGUGGUGACUUAUACCUGCAUGAUGGAUGGGUUAUGUAAAAACAGCAGAAUGGAUCAAGCACUGGAGAUGAGGAAGGAGAUGAAGAGUAAAGGUCUGAAACUUGAUGUUCCAGCUUACGGUACUCUUAUCGAUGGGUUCUGCAAAAAGGGUAACAUGAAAAGUGCGUCUGCUCUGUUCUCUGAACUCUUUAAAGAAGGGUUGAAUCCAAACGAAGCUGUUUACAACAGCUUGAUAUCUGGAUUCCGUAAUCUUGGAAACAUGGAAGCAGCGCUUGAUUUGUACAAGAAAAUGUUGAGAGACGGUCUAAGAUGUGAUCUGCGUACGUACACAACACUGGUCGAUGGAUUGUUAAAAGAAGGAAACUUGAUCAUGGCCUUUAGUUUGUACACAGAGAUGCAGGGGUUGGGUAUUGUGGCUGAUGAGAUCAUGUGUUCGGUGAUUGUAAACGGUCUUAGUAAGAUAGUACAGUUUGUGGAAGUGGUUAAGAUGUUUGAGGAGAUGAAGAAGAAUGAUGUCACUCCAAAUGUUUUUAUCUACAACGCGGUGAUUGCAGGACAUUUUAAAGAAGGGAAUCUUGAUGAGGCUUUUAGAGUUCAUGAUGAGAUGCUUGAUAAGGGUCUUGUACCUGAUGCCGUUACAUUUGAUAUUCUAGUGAGAGGGAAAUAUGGAGAAUCUCAACCUGUUGGUGUAGAAAGUUUGUAGCCACAUUGUUUACUUAUUAGAUAGAUUUUGGCUUCUCAAUAAUUUCUUCAGAUUUUGGCUUCUGAAUAAAUUAGUCUAAUAUUUUCCCUGCUUUGCUUCUGAUAAGCAAUGGGUUUGCUUUGUCAAUUUUGAUGGCAUAGAUGAUGUGCCUAUAAAGGUCAAGCUUUGACCUUGGAGCUUAUUACACUGUUGCAUUCCUAGGCUAGUGUUGUGAGUCUUGUGACUGUUGUCUUUCCUCGGAAACUACUUUUUCUGGACAGAAUAUUUCCUUUCAUGUAAGCCUUGACAAAGCAAAACUCUAUGUACAAACCUAUUUUGGGAUUCUGAUAUUGUGGAACCAAGAAAAUGUUAAAUAAGAAUGAGAACACA
Raphanus sativus (radish) is the source of this 2937-nucleotide messenger RNA. RefSeq names its product pentatricopeptide repeat-containing protein At3g54980, mitochondrial. The transcript has a single exon. Bases 1 to 2568 code for a protein of 855 amino acids. The record is from RefSeq and is a predicted model, not a curated record. Lineage: Eukaryota; Viridiplantae; Streptophyta; Magnoliopsida; Brassicales; Brassicaceae. Gene Ontology annotation, molecular function: protein binding.